Hypoxylon trugodes is the source of this 1415-nucleotide messenger RNA. RefSeq lists its product as uncharacterized. The coding region runs from base 213 to 1328 and encodes 371 amino acids. The record is from RefSeq and is a predicted model, not a curated record. Lineage: Eukaryota; Fungi; Ascomycota; Sordariomycetes; Xylariales; Hypoxylaceae. The transcript has 5 exons.
UGUACCCUCCAUCCUCCAGCGUGUCAUUAUGGUCUUUAAUCUUUACUGUGCCGCCUCCAAAGACCAUUAUCAUGAACCGUUACUACCAAAAUGCUUUUCUAUUUACAGGGACGCGCAUGUAUAUAGGUUCUAGUCAUCCCGACCGAACUCCUUUCUAACAAAUAGGGAAUGGUGCUUUUUUCAAAAGAUUUCAAAGGUUCCAGCAGGUAUCGAUGGCGCAAUUGAGUAACCGCCAGACUGCGGACUACCUUGCAUACAAUGAAAGUCCGAUGACGAUUCGCGCCUUAUCGGCAGUUCUUGUCCUAACUACAGUUGUCGUCGCUUUAAGAUUCUGGGUCCGUAUGUAUCUUAAGAUCCGAUUAGGUUGGGAGGACUGGUUUAUGGCCAUUGCCUUGCCUCUGGCCUGGGCUAUCUUCGCGAUCGCCACCUACUGUAUCUUGUAUGGCGGCUUCGGUAGACAUCUAGAAACGGUUAUGUCCAUGGACCCUAACGGACAAAUCUUUCAGAGAGGAUUAUAUGGCAAGUGGAUAGGUGAAAUCGUUUACAUUUCCCUCAUCACCACCAUUAAACUCAGUGCCCUAAUCAUGUAUUACCGCAUCUUCCCUACCCGAGUAGUAAAGAGUGGUGUCGCCGUUCUCGGGGUCAUCACCGAGGCCUGGUUUAUAUCUAGCACACUUCUUUUUAUCUUACAGUGCAUUCCUAUUCAAAAGGCGUGGGUUAUAACCAGCCUUCCAGGGAAAUGCAUCGAUAGGUGGAUCAUCUUUCUAUGGAACACCGUCUUCAACAUAGUCACGGGCGUCGCCUUCCUCGGCCUUCCUAUGUACGAAGUUUACCAUUUACGAAUAAAAAUAGGUGACAAGAUUGGAAUCGCUGUUAUAUUCUUACUUGGCGGCCUUGUGAUCAUCUUCAGCGUCAUCAAAUUAAAGGCUAGUGUCGACAUAGUGUCAGGGCGGGUAGAUGGGACUGAUCCCGUGGAGAUAAACAGGCUGAAUAUUUGGUCUAUCGUCGAACCGGCCGUAGGUAUGGUAUCCGCAUCCAUCCCUCCCUUAAGACCCCUCAUUCCCAUGCUUGGCCGAGCAUUCGGCAUCUCCAGCUCAAAGCUAGACCGCAGCAGUCAGAACAAGGGUAAUCGGCGCAGCAUUGUGACGAUUGGUGGGUCAGGUCCAUCCGGUCGUUCCCGAAGCUUCCUCCGUACUGCGAGAAGUGGAACAGAGACGAUUACUAGCUAUGAAGAAGGUUCUUUUGAAAGAUUACCUGAUGCCGAAUUCGGUAGCCAAAAUGAGUUGCAUACGAUCCGACCGAAAGCCACCUCUUCCAAACCAUAUUGAGGUACCAAUACCUACGAGUGGAAUGAAUUUUAAGACUAGGUACCGACUUCAGUACUGGCUACUCGUCGCCAGUCUUCUCUUGUAAUA